AUGUCACAGAGAUUCAUUGACAUAGCAAAUUUUGAUUACAAUAGAAGUCCAACACACAAAAAUACCAGAGCAAAAGCAGUUUCAAUGUUACACAGAGGGGUUACAAGUUUGAACCCUACUUUCUUAGCCCAGAGUGAGAUUUUUGAAGAACCAAGCUCGCCAUUUUCUCCUAAUUUUCACUUGAACCCAAAGCAGGCAUCAGGAAAGUUAGUUCAAAUUCCUCUUGAGAAAAUGGAAUUUGAAGAGGUCCAAAGCUUCAAAGCCACUCAUAGACAGAUGAGCAUCAAUAGAGAAAUUCCGAAGAAUUCCAGCCAAAAUCUCGACAAGUAUAAGUCAUCUUUAUUCAAAAAUCAAUCAGCAAUUCCACUGGACUCAAGUAGCUUGAAGAUUAAUAUUGAAAAAGAGGAAAUUUCUGAAGAGUCCUCUCAGACAAAUUCAUCUAAGAAGAAGCCUUCCCGAAAGGAUUUAUCUGAUAAGGAAUCUAUAGUUGAAGAGAGCUCUCCUUUACCAAUGCGACAUAAAUAAAGAAUCGAAAAUGAAAUCAUUCUCAAGGCUUUAUUCUUACAGAGAAGAUUUGGGAUUGGUUAAUAAAAAAACCACAAAUAUGUUCAAUGACGCACCUCCAACUCCUUUACUUGAAGAGAGUGAGACUGAGUUUGAUGAAAAGUCUAUUGUAAUUUCUCCAAAUCAGACAAGAGACUUUACUAAGAAAAGAUCCAACUCCAUGUUUGCCUCUUUUCAGAACUUGUUAAAGAAAGAUGAGGAAAACAUCAGGUUGCUGCUGCCCCUUGAUAUUGAUAAAGAUUCUAACCUGCCCAUUGCAAAUGCAGUCCUAGAACUACGCUUAGAGUACAUGGAAACAUUCAAGAAGACUAAUAUGAAGAAACUCGUUCGCCGAAAAUCCUGCUGCUGUAACUUCUGUGGGAAAAUGAAGAAAAAGCAUAUAGGAGAAGACAUAAUUCUUGAGCAAGACUUCCUCAAAGCCAAGAUACUAAAUUCAAUGACUCAGAAGGAAAUGUCAGCUAUUAAAUAAGAUCUUUCCAGAGAGAAAGCAGAGGCUUGAGUUUACAAAGAAGAUCAUUUCUGGUAUCAUUCCAUUACCACAAAUUAAAAAACUGAGUGAAACUGACAAGCAGAUAUUUGCCAGUCUCAGGAAACGCAACAAGUCGAACUUAUUAAAUGUGGGUACAUCCAAGAACCAUGAUGAAAAAUUGAAGAAGCCUAAGAGAAGAAAGAGCAAAUCUAAACCACCUAUUGACUUAUGUAAAACACUUGGCUUAGGAUUCUUUGGCAUUUCGAAGAACUCAGUUAAGAGUCCCAAGGAUGGUCUUGCAAAGAAAGAGAGUGACAAGAAUUCAACAGUAAGAAAGGAUAUGCAACUGUAUCUUAAGAAAGCUAUGCAACCUUAUAAAAUUAAGCGAACUGUUUUGAAUCAUAAAAUGUUAGAACCUAAGCUUCAUCCAGAAAGCUUAUUUCCUAGUACCAAAAUUCGGAAAAAUGUUCUUACUAAUAGACUGGCCUAUUCAUCAAAAUUAGGAGAAAGAGGUAAAAGCUGAGAGCCAAUAUCCCAGAAUGAUUUACCUUCUCUGGCUGCUUCUAAUAGGCAGCUUUCAACAUCAAAGAAAUUGGUCAAGAAGCAUUUAAAGAAAUUGAAGGUUGAAAAGAUGAAGAAGAUUUGUCUCUAUGACAAGCGAUUCCAAAAUUCCCAUACUGCAAGAAUAAGCACUUCUCCUGCCACUUCAAGACUGACAGCACUAAAGCAUAAGCCUAAACACUCUAGGAAAAUUGGUAAGAGUAUUCCUAAGACAAUUAAAUUACUUGCAAGCUCAAGAAGACCCAAAAAUGUGAAGAAAUAACUAGCCUCAAUUUUCUUUUCAGGGACUCAUAAUUCAACUCAAAAUGCAAU
Molecule: messenger RNA, 1906 nt
Organism: Moneuplotes crassus
Lineage: Eukaryota; Ciliophora; Spirotrichea; Euplotida; Euplotidae
Source: the annotation of a GenBank genome assembly